This is a messenger RNA of Lathyrus oleraceus (garden pea), 895 nucleotides long. RefSeq lists its product as uncharacterized. Lineage: Eukaryota; Viridiplantae; Streptophyta; Magnoliopsida; Fabales; Fabaceae. The coding region runs from base 207 to 713 and encodes 168 amino acids. The transcript has 2 exons. The record is from RefSeq and is a predicted model, not a curated record.
AUAAAAUUAAAAAAAAACUCAGCAUCUAAGAAAAAAAAACAAAAAAACAAAAUGCACAGGAGCUGAAGUUUUGCCCUUGUAUCAGAUAGAAGUUGGAGUUGCACUGAUCUCAACGCAGGCGGAGUUCGGCGUCGUAGGAAGGAAGACAGCCGGAAGCAGCGGAAAAGCUAUCGAAGGAGUUACCAUAUUGAUAUCUUUCUAGCAUUAUGGGUGAAUUCACAAUUCAGAUUAGCAAUGACCUUGUUAAUAAGCUUGUUGAUGAUCCAGUGAUAAAGAAGAAAACUAGAAGGGUCAAACGUAAGGUGGUAAAAGAAACUGAAAAGCCCCAAUAUAAUGUAGCUGAAAAAACUGAGAUUGCACCUGCUCCAGCAUGGCCAGUGCAGGCCCCUUUGUUUGUACCUGCAACAUUGCCAGCACACCCUUCCCAAUCAGAGUUAGAAAGCAUUCGGUCUGUGCUUCAUGAAAGUGAGAAGGUUUUGGAAAGAUUACAGAAGCAGGAGGAGCAAAUGUUGCAGGAAGUAACCGAAAAGGCUAAAGAUCUCCAUGAGAAAGAGUAUAAGCUUCCAAACCCAAAGCCUGAACGUUGCAUGGCUGAGAGGCUUGCUUCGUUAACAUGUUACAAGGAACAUAUCAAAGACCCCUUGAAGUGUGCUGGUUUUGUUAACAAUUUUGCUGAUUGCUUACGUAGGCUUGGCCCUUUAGGUGGCAAAUAAGAUAUACCGAGAAGUCGUUUAGAGGGAAAUUCAUAUGAAUGAAAUGCAAAUAAACUUGUAAACUACAUAUUGACAGACAUUCUGUUGCUAUCAGUUUUGUGUAACACUUUCUUCUCAACAUUGAACUGUUUUCUAGUUCACUGCAAGAGACAUUGUCUGUUUGGAAUUUGAACAUUUCGUUA